CCCCACCUUUUUGCCUAAUUCACUGAUCCGUGAAUUACAUUUAAGCUGUACUGGUAGGGUGGCUCUGAUUCAGUACAGAAAAACAGUAGCUACAGUGUUGCAGCGUGUCACUUCGACUGUCUCCCUUCUCCUUACAAGGCCAGAAUGGAGUCGGUUGUAUGGAUUUUAACCUUCCUACUAGCGCUACAAUGCAGAGGAGUCCUUGGUGGUAACGUUACGGACAUGGACAGUGGAAUGAAAUAUCUGCAACGCUAUGGGUACGUCAGGAUGGUCCGUCCGGACAACAAUAUCACAAUGAUGGACGCUGACCAGACGGGGCAGGCUAUCAGAAUGUUUCAGAGGUUUGCAAAUCUCAAUAUGACAGGUAAGAUGGACGAGCCAACCAUGGAGAUGAUGUCGCGUCCUCGCUGCGGCGUGCGGGACAUGGACGGCACCAACUCUCUGGUUAGGCGCCGCCGACGGUACGCGUUGCUGGGCAGCAAAUGGACCAUACGGGACAUCACUUAUCGGGUCACAGGGUACACACAGAAACUAUCUCAGACCGACAUCGAUAACGACAUCAAGAUAGCUUUUGACAUGUGGUCGGAGAAUGCCAACCUGAAGUUCUCACAGGUCCCGUCAGACACCGACGCACACAUAACGAUGUUCUUCGCGCCCGGUGACCACGGCGACCGGGACCCAUUCGACGGCCCUGCGGGUACCCUGGCCCACGCCCUCCCACCCAUAGCUGGGGGAGAGACACAUUUUGACGACGAUGAAACCUGGACUGUAAGGACCUUCUCAGGAAUGCCUCAAAUUGAACGCCCGGUCGUCGCCCCCGCCGUACCCCAGGCUCCUGUAACGCCAACUGUACGUGCAGCUGCCAAAACGCCAGCAUCCUCCAGCGCCACCCAGCGACCCAUUGUCACCACUGCAGCACCAGCUUUGGUCCCAGACAACUGUGCGGGCCGAGUCGACGCCAUCACGCAAUCAGCUGGUGGCAAAACUUACGCCUUUAGAGGUGAGUAUUUCUGGGAGUUGACGACUACAGGUGUAGCUUCAGGUCACCCCAAGAAGAUCUCCGACACCUGGGCUGGCUUACCUGCUAACCUGGACGGAGCGCUGUAUCGUCGGGAAGACGGCAAAACCUACUUCUUCAAGGGGAGCCUUCAUUGGCGGUUCUCCGGUUUCCUGGCAGACGCUGGGUAUCCAAAGCCAAUCAGCGAAGGGUUUAUAGGGAUCCCAGAUGAUAUUGAUGCAGUCUUUCAGUGGUCAGGCAACGGGAAGGUCUACUUUACGAAAGGUAACCAGUACUACCGCUAUGAUUGGGGCAUAGGAGCGAACAGGUUCAUGUACCCACAAAACCUUGCGCGGUGGGCAGGGUUGCCUAGCGACCGUGUGGACGCCGCCUUCCAGUGGCUCAACGGAAAGACAUACUUUUUCAAGGGAGAGAAGACCUGGCUGUUUGACGACUUGACGAUGGGAGUAGACGCAUUUUACCCACAAUUCACAUCAACCGCCUGGUUCGGCUGCAAGGCGCCUUCAACCGGGCGUUCUGAUUGGACCAGAGGACAACCAACCACCGUUCUCAUAUCCCUCGUCAUUUUGCAGAUCUCGGUAUUGUUGUUAGCAUGGUAGGCCCUACCACGCCGACUUAGCUAUAAUGACAAACGCACAGAGCUGUUCACAUUACUUUCCGCUUACUCUAAAGAAUUUGCUACUCUAUGUUAGAUGGAUUAACUCAACUACAUUCUGGGAGGCGAUAACUCUCACUGUGUACAAAU
This is a messenger RNA of Branchiostoma floridae (Florida lancelet), 1763 nucleotides long. RefSeq names its product matrix metalloproteinase-14-like. Gene Ontology annotation, biological process: proteolysis; collagen catabolic process; extracellular matrix organization. Gene Ontology annotation, molecular function: zinc ion binding; metalloendopeptidase activity. The record is from RefSeq and is a predicted model, not a curated record. Gene Ontology annotation, cellular component: extracellular matrix. NCBI's taxonomy places the organism in Eukaryota, Metazoa, Chordata, Leptocardii, Amphioxiformes, Branchiostomatidae.